Messenger RNA from Jatropha curcas, 1305 nucleotides. RefSeq names its product GDSL esterase/lipase. The record is from RefSeq and is a predicted model, not a curated record. Lineage: Eukaryota; Viridiplantae; Streptophyta; Magnoliopsida; Malpighiales; Euphorbiaceae. Gene Ontology annotation, molecular function: lipase activity.
AGACAAAGGCAAGAGCUUGAUAGUGAGCAAUAAUGGCAAUUAGUGUAUGUCGUUUACUUUGUGUGCUGAGUUUGUUCUUCAGUGUCACCCUUCUCAACCUUCUUGGCUGCUCUGCUCAAUACUUCUUUAUAUUUGGAGAUUCUCUGUGGGAUCCCGGCAAUAACCAGUAUAUAACUCCCGGAGAAAAGAUCCCAUCGUACUAUCCACCUUAUGGCACCACUUUUUUCAACCAUUCCACUGGUAGAUUUUCCGAUGGCCGUGUGGUUCCUGAUUUUAUUGCCAUCAAGUUGAAGCUGCCUUUUAUUCCUCCAGUUCUAGAACCCAAUGCAGAUCUCACCAAUGGCGCCAGCUUCGCUUCUGGUGGGGCAGGCGUUUUCGACAGUAACCCGAAUGCAAUGAACCUUGAAAACCAGAUAGGCAACUUUACAGCAGUUGCUAAAAUGUGGAACGAAACACUGGGCGAAGCCGAAGCCAAUAAGAGGUUGAAGGAAGCAGUCUACAUGGUUGCCAUGGGUGGUAACGAUUAUUUUUCCUUUACCUUUCAAAACCCUAACGCCACCUUCUUAGAACUCAAACAAUAUGUAAAUGAAGUGGUUGGCAACAUCACAAUACAAGUCAAGGAAAUAUACAAUAUAGGAGCAAGGAAAUUUAUGUUUCAGAAUGUGGCACCCAUUGGUUGCUUGCCAAUGUUUAAACAACAAUUCAACAUUUCUGGUGAUGGGUGUGCCCAGCUACCAUUGACACUUUCAGUACUCCACAAUGAAGCUCUAACUGAGAUGGCUAAUACACUGGCAAAUGAAUAUCCUGAUUUUACUUACUCAAUCUUUGAUUAUUUCACUGCCAUCGGACAAAGAAUAAGUAAUCCUAAAGACUUUGGUUUUGAGGUGGGAAAAAUUGCUUGUUGCGGCGAUGGGAGUCACCGUGCUAGUAACUGUGGAUCAUUUCCUUACUGUGUCUGCAGUAAUGCGUCCAAUUAUGUGUUCUUCGACGGUGGCCAUAACUCUGAAGCUGCCAACAAUCAGAUGGCGGAGCUGAUGUGGAGCGGAGGACCGGAUGUUGUUUACCCUUAUAACAUGAAACAACUAUUUGAUUUUGAUUCCACAGUCAAGACUUUCUCCAAAAAGUAUAGUCUCUUGAAAAUGCGGCUUGCUUAAUCUGUAAUUACUCCGCUAAAUAAAGCAGAGAAACACCUCCGGCUGUAGCUCUUGGGGGAGUGGUGCUUCUGUACUAGUUGAAAUAAUAAAUUUCGAUCUUAGUGUUGAAUAAAACAAAACAACACUUAAAAAUUAUAAUUUUUAGUACUCA